Messenger RNA from Baudoinia panamericana UAMH 10762, 321 nucleotides. RefSeq lists its product as uncharacterized. Gene Ontology annotation, molecular function: structural constituent of ribosome. Gene Ontology annotation, cellular component: ribosome; cytosolic large ribosomal subunit. The coding region runs from base 1 to 321 and encodes 106 amino acids. The record is from RefSeq and is a predicted model, not a curated record. Gene Ontology annotation, biological process: cytoplasmic translation. NCBI's taxonomy places the organism in Eukaryota, Fungi, Ascomycota, Dothideomycetes, Mycosphaerellales, Teratosphaeriaceae. The transcript is spliced from 3 exons.
AUGCCGAAGGAGGUAAAGCAGAGGAGCGGCAUUGCCGUUGGCCUUAAUCGUGGCCACAAAGUCACUCCCCGCCAGCCUAAGCCGCGGGUUUCACGCAUGAAAGGUCAUUUGAGCAAGCGAACCAGCUUCGUGAGGGAUAUCGUGAAGGAGGUUGCAGGUCUCGCACCGUACGAGCGCCGCGUCAUCGAACUGCUCCGCAACAGCAAGGACAAGCGCGCAAGGAAGCUGGCGAAGAAGAGGCUCGGCACAUUCGGCCGCGCGAAGAGAAAGGUCGAUGAGAUGACCAAGGUCAUUGCGGAGAGCAGGAGAGCCGGUCACUAG